Ornithorhynchus anatinus (platypus) is the source of this 2367-nucleotide messenger RNA. RefSeq names its product RNA binding motif protein 41 (gene RBM41). Gene Ontology annotation, cellular component: U12-type spliceosomal complex. The coding region runs from base 75 to 1310 and encodes 411 amino acids. Gene Ontology annotation, molecular function: U12 snRNA binding; pre-mRNA intronic binding. Lineage: Eukaryota; Metazoa; Chordata; Mammalia; Monotremata; Ornithorhynchidae. The record is from RefSeq and is a predicted model, not a curated record. The transcript has 7 exons. Gene Ontology annotation, biological process: mRNA splicing, via spliceosome.
CUCGGCCUCUGCCGCGCAGCACUGUGGGAGUUGGAGUCCGCGGCGUCGCCCUCCCAGCCGAGGCCCGUGAAGCCAUGAAGCGGGUAAGCAGUAGCAUGUCCAGCGAUGACAUAGUCUUGGAGGACUUGGAGACCGAAGGGGAGAGGCAGCUGAGGAGUCUCCUUCACCAUCAGCUGGACACUUCGGUGUCCAUUGAGGAAUGCCUGUCCAAAAGGCAAUGUUUUGCCCCUGCUGCCCUAUACAAGCCCUUUGGGGAGGUGGCCGCCGGGGCUCUGACUUUAUCCCAGUUCCAGGCGUUGCAAGAGAGUGACCGGGAAACGGCUUCGCUCCGGGAGCUGGGGCUGACCGAUGCCGAAAUCUCCCUUUGGAAGAACCGGGCUUCGGAGGCCAAGAGUGCAGGCCUUGGGGCCGCCCCCGAAGCCACCCUGGAACGUCUGAGGAACAUCGAGGAAAAGAUCUCCGAGCGCCAGCGCAUCCUGUCCCUGCCUCAGAGAUUUGCGGGAAGCAAGCAGCUGAACCGGAGGGAGAUGGAGAUUGAAAAUGCUUUGUUCCAGGGGACGGACCGUCACUCCUUCUUGAGGGCUCUCUAUUACCAAGACGAAGCUCGGCAGAGAGUACAGAAGGACCCCAUGAGCGACUUGGAAACAGUUUAUCAAGAAAUCCUGACUCAGACGCCCCAAGAGCCCCACGAUCCCACGCAAGUGGCCUCGGCCUCCCGGUCCGCGGCCCCAGAGGCCCCAGGGACUCCGGGCCGGGGUCGUGAGGCGGCCGAGGACACGUCAGAGCCCCGGCGACAGGACGGUCGGGCUGCACAGGACGAAGCUCCUGGCCUCCCUGGGCCCGAAACCCCCCAGCAUGCCAGCGCUGCCCCCAGAAAGGUAACGGAGCCGGUGGCCUUUGUCCCGGAAGAUGAGAUCCGGAGAAAUCGCCUGUCAGAGGAAGAAAUCCGAAAAAUUCCCCGAUUUUCUUCGUACAGCCCCGGAGAGCCAAGCAAGGUGCUGUAUCUGAAGAACCUCAGCCCCCGCGUGACGGGGAAGGAGCUGGUCUCCUUGUUUGCCCGGUUCCAGGAGAAAGAAGGGCCCCAGAUUCAGUUCCGCUUACUGACCGGACGGAUGAGAGGCCAGGCUUUCAUCACCUUCCCCAGUACCGAGCUGGCCCAGCAGGCACUGUUGCUGGUGAAUGGCUUCAAUCUUCUGGGGAAGACCCUGGUGAUAGAGUUUGGAAAGAACAAAAUGCAACCGACCGGUCUUCUCUCAGCCCCCCUUCCAGCGGAGGCCACCAGCGGCCUGGAGAAGCCCAGAAGCAGCUAGAAGGUCGAAAAUUGGGAGCCCGGAGAAGGUCUCUGCUAUCUCAGCUUCUAAGAUCAGGGAUAAAGGGGAGUUCCGUCCGAGGUGAAGGAGGAAAAUUUUCCCCUGUCAAAAGUGGGCAAGGUCACCAAGACUGCUCUCCUCAAGGUGAAGAUGCAGGCGGUUUGAGGAGGAAAUUCAAAGGAAAUAUUUUUCAAAAAUGAGACUGAGGUAGCAGGGUUGUCAGAUUGUAUAGGUGACAGAUUGUCUCAUCCUCGGGUAGGACUGAGGUCACUGGGGGUUAUCACCAAAUUAUUCACAGCCGGUCUUGGAGAACUUUCCUCUCUCUUCCUUAGGGUGACAAACCUACCUCUCCUUAGGAAAUAUUUAUCACUGUCUGUAGAGGAGAACAGUUGUUGGGAACACAUGUUCCAGUACAAUCUGACCAUCUAUCCUCCUUUAAACAUCUAGGCUGAAGGGAUUACCAUCCUUAAGAGCUGCUGAGGGAAAGGGUGACAUUCAUUCCUGAGAGGGUCCAAAUCCAAACAAGGCUGACCUUGGUUGGGGGGUGACAGGGGAGAUGAGGGGAGAAUGAGGGGAAGAGGGUGAAUGCCCACUCUCCCCAUGGUGAGGACAACUUUAAAGAAAAUAGGCAAAUGGGCCACUUUAAGGCCAAGAACUGUUUCUGUUCUGUAGCAACGCAGUCCAGGGCCCUGGCCCCUCUCAGUAAAUAGUUGCUCAAUAAAUACUGAACAAAGCUGGUUAUAUUUAUAUGGAUUCGAUUAGUUUUAGACCAGUCGGUCCCUAAAUCAAGAGAGUAAAAAGAUAGGUUUUUGUUUGAGAUCAGGUCCAGGCCCCAGAUUUCCCAUAAGAAAGAAUAAGCACAAAAGCGAACAUUCUUAAUUCAAGUAUGAAAACUACACAACUUAACCCUGACUUUCCCCUGAGCAAGGUCAACACUUACUCUUUUCCCGGCUUCUGAUGGGUGGGCCAUGGUGCACUUGUCCAGGUGUGAGGCAGAGGGGGCUUCUCCCAAUUCCUCUCCCCUUGCCUCUCCAUUCAAGGGUGUUAACUCAUUAUU